AAUUUCGCAAUAAAAACACGUUGUUUUUGUAAACUAUGGCCAUAUAGGUGAUCUUAAUGUAAUGUAGCUUGCUAACCGGUUACCAGCUUCUUCGAUUAACGUUAAACGUCGAAUCCAACCGAUCACAGAUCAGUUUCACUCCUCAGUACUGUUGUUAUCACAAACACGCGGAGGAAUGCCUGUCAGCGAAUAUCAUUUACAUUGUUUCACUAGCAGAAGACUACUCAUCAGCACACAGUCUGUCAGCUGUAGCCAAAGUAUAUAUACAUUAAGCCAUAAUCAGAGAGAUGGAUCACAUCCAGGAGAUCUCAGAACCCGGUAGUCCUCUGUACAGUCCCCGGAUGGAGCCCGACACUCCGGACUCCCUGAAUAAUGCCUGUCUAUUAAAUGACAGUGACCUCCUGUUUGAAGACCGUGGACACUCAAAUGAAUUCUCCACUUUUGUUCCCGAGACCCCAAGCCCCCUGACUCACAGAAGAAAACAACAUUCCAAGAAAGAUGACAACAGAAAUGUGGCAACAUCAUCCUGUUCAGAUGGAAGCAAAUGGGAAGGACGAGAACACGUUCUAGGAUACCUCAGCACCACUCCAAGCUCCCAGAGAACGAUGAAGCGGCGCAGGCUGGAGGACUCAAAUGCAAGCACGCUACGUGGACACUCUGCAGUUACACCGGGAGCAAACAGAUUUGUAACGGCCUCGUCUCUUUUAUCCUCCAAUUUUACAUGGUUGGAGUCUCCACGUCCAGCAACCUCCUAUGCUUCUCGUGUUUCUGCAUCUUCCAAGCCCUCGUCCUCAGCUGGGUCUUCCACGUGUGCACUGGAUCAAAGUAGUGAUCCGGCAUAUUUAAAUGAGCUGCUAGUGAUGGGUCACACCUCUAAGCAAAAGACACUGAACACCAGCAAUGGAAGGGAACAGAGGUCCAAAAAGACCAUCUAUAGCAAGACCAGAUCUAAAGCCUCUAAAAGUACAUCAGCACACUCUCCUUUAAACGCAAUAGAGUAUGAAGCUUCACUGCUGGAUGCAGCAAAGAGAAUGCAAGAACCAGUACGUUCACCUGUAUGUCAGAUACCAGAAAACAUUGUCAUCAUUGAGGAUGAUGCUGAUGAUGUCGCGGUUGAGAGCAUGGUCCGCUCCGUUCAUAUGGCUGAGGAUGAAGCGUAUGCCAGAAGCCUUCAGGAACAGUUUGAUUUGGAGGAGCGAAUGGAGCAGCAGAGGCUACAGAGCAGAUCGUCAAACAGAGACAACCACAUGGUUGAUCCGUAUGUUGGCUUGGGCUGGAUCUCUCCUUGGGCCUCAAUGAUCACCUCUGCAUCAUUCUCACACGGAUCCUCUGAGCUUUCAGAGCUGCAGCAGGUCAUCUUUGGAGAGCAACCCCGCAGACAACAGGGCCGCCGUCAAACCGACAGAACUCGCAAUUCCCGGCGCAGACAAGCUUCUCGCUUGCAGAUGAACUUGUUUGAUGACAGUCAGGGAAAUAAUUAUGAGGCUCUCUUAGCGUUCGAGGAGCAACAAGGUGCUGUAGUAGCCAAGAACACUCUGACAAAGGCCGAGAUCGAACGGCUGCCCGUGAAAACAUACGAUCCCGCACACAGCGCAGGAAAGACAGAUUGCCAGAUCUGUUUCAGUGAGUACAAGGCGGGUGAACGACUCCGGAUUCUUCCAUGUCUCCAUGAUUACCACGUCAAAUGCAUCGACCGCUGGCUAAAGGAGAACGCCACAUGUCCAAUCUGCAGAGCGGAUGUAUCAGAGUGUGGUGGUUUUUCUUGAGCUCACAACUUCAGGACUCAGAAUCUACCUCACAGCUGGUCAUUUGACCCUGUUAGAUUUUUUAAACAGUCUUAUUUUGAGUGUUAUUAAAUGAUUUUACAUGCAAAAUAUCGUCCAAGGUUGGAACCAGCAUAAAGCACUGCCAAGCACUGUUUUAUUUAGAAAGAUCCUUCUAAAAUAUAUCAGACAUGACUGUAUCACACCAGUGGCAAC
Molecule: messenger RNA, 1979 nt
Organism: Sinocyclocheilus rhinocerous
Lineage: Eukaryota; Metazoa; Chordata; Actinopteri; Cypriniformes; Cyprinidae
Product: E3 ubiquitin-protein ligase RNF6-like
Exons: 11
Coding region: 288-1766 (492 amino acids)
Biological process (GO): ubiquitin-dependent protein catabolic process; protein ubiquitination; positive regulation of DNA-templated transcription
Cellular component (GO): nucleus
Molecular function (GO): ubiquitin protein ligase activity; zinc ion binding
Source: RefSeq, a predicted model, not a curated record